AAUUAAUAUUAUCUAUAUUGCUACCAAUAAUCAUUCCUAGUUUGCUUGUUCCAAUUGCUUAAAAAGGUAUUCAUUUUAUAGAUCAGUUCACUUACGAAUUAGCAUUUUAUUGUUCUUUAGGGAAUCUAAUAUGUUUUUGUCAUUACGGGAAUAAUGCUUACAGAGAAUCAAAGAGUUUUCAUUUCAUUUUCUUUCUUCGGAUUGUUAAAUAACAUUCUUUAUGUUGUGAUCUUGUCUGCAGCAGUGGAUCUUGUGGGAGCUUCGACUCCUAAGGCUGUAGUGUUGUUGGCAGAUGUUAUUCCUUCAUUUCUGUUCAAACUUGUAGCCCCAUUUUUCAUUCAUAAAUUUCCUUAUAUAGUAAGGUUAUGGUCAAUCUUAGUUUUAUCAACAUCAGGCAUGUUUUUAAUUAGUUUGACUCCAACCGAAUCAAUUGCAACUAAGAUUUUUGGGAUUGCUGUAGCUGCCUUUUCAUCGGGUAUUGGAGAGGUGACCUUUUUACAAUUAACACAUUAUUAUCAUGAAGAGUCAGCUAUUGGAGGAUUUUCAACGGGCACUGGAGCUGCAGGAUUAUUGGGCAGUUUUCUAUUCUUAUUCAUGACUAAUAUAUUAGGCAUGAAAGUCUGGAUUGCUUUAUUACUGUUUUCAAUUGUACCUUCAGGGUUCUUGUUAAUAUUUUAUUUCAUUUUACCACCUAUUAAAUAUGUUGUUGAUCAAUAUGAACCGAUACAAACAGACGAAGAAGAGCAUAUUGAUAUACUGAAUUCAAAUAGUCUUCAACAUACUGAAAAAGAUAUUUGGUAUUAUAGAAUCAUUAGACACAUCUACCAUACAUUUAAGGAUAUCAAACCGUUGAUAUUUCCCUAUAUGUUACCUUUACUUUCUGUUUAUAUUUCAGAAUAUGCCAUUAAUCAAGGGGUGGCUCCAACGCUUCUAUUUCCUCUUGAAGAUUUACCACAUUGGUUAUUUGCAAGUUAUCGAGACAUAUAUGUUGUAUAUGGAUUUUUAUAUCAAUUGGGAGUAUUUAUAUCUAGAACAUCCAUUAAUUUUGGUAUUAGAUUCCGAAAAUUGUAUUGGAUGGCAUUUUUACAAUUUAUUAAUGUGAUUAUUACUGUAUAUCAAUCGAUCUAUAUGGAUUUCCCAUUCCCAUCUAUUUGGUUUAUUUUAAUACUUACAUUCUACGAAGGUUUACUUGGAGGAUUACUGUAUGCAAAUACAUUUAUGUCAGUUAGUGAGAAUGUCCCUAAAUCCAAACGAGAAUUCAGUAUGGGUUGUGUAAGCAUUAGUGAUGGAGCUGGGGUAGUUUUCGCUGGCUUAAUUAAUCUCUGGUUAGAAACGACCCUAUGUAGCAUACAAGUAUCAAAAGGUCGUGAUUGGUGUUUAACAGGAGGAGAGUAGUAACCCUUAUAGUAGAAUAGAUUAUAAUAGAAU
Scheffersomyces amazonensis is the source of this 1428-nucleotide messenger RNA. RefSeq names its product amino acid transporter. Gene Ontology annotation, biological process: regulation of intracellular pH. The transcript has a single exon. Gene Ontology annotation, cellular component: membrane; vacuole. The record is from RefSeq and is a predicted model, not a curated record. Lineage: Eukaryota; Fungi; Ascomycota; Pichiomycetes; Serinales; Debaryomycetaceae. The coding region runs from base 154 to 1395 and encodes 413 amino acids.